Molecule: messenger RNA, 2071 nt
Organism: Spinacia oleracea (spinach)
Lineage: Eukaryota; Viridiplantae; Streptophyta; Magnoliopsida; Caryophyllales; Amaranthaceae
Exons: 2
Coding region: 725-1639 (304 amino acids)
Biological process (GO): meristem development; meristem maintenance
Source: RefSeq, a predicted model, not a curated record
ACGGACGAAGUUAGGCGGUUACUUGGCAAGAAAUGGGGUGUGGUGCCCCAUCAUUUUUUCUGAAAUGGAACAGUUGUGCGCUGGAAAAUUCCAGCGCGUGAAAACUGAGUGCUGAAAUUUUUCAGCGCUUGCUUUUAAGCGCUGGAAUAUUAUAGCGCACAUCUUCUUUAAAUUCGAAUUCUGCUGCUGCUCGUUCGAAUUUUUCUAGCUUCUCUCUCAACAUUCUUCAUCAAUUCUACUCGGAUUUGCUUGAUUUCUUCACCAAAAUUGUUCCCAAGAUAAUCUAAAUCACCUUAGUUUGGGCUUAAUUUUGAGUAGAAAUUUUUAUGAAUUUUCAUGCCCAAAUUGAAUUGAGGUUUUUGAAUUUUGCCCCAAUUUCUUGCAAUUGUUUGCUUGUAUGUGAUUUUUAUAACAUGUAUGAGUGCCUAAGCAUGUUAAUUUUUGCAAGUAUGUUGAUUUUGGACAAUUUUGAACUUGUUCAAAAUUAGCCCCCAAAUGUGCCUACGAUUUGGUAUUGGGGGAACAAUGUAGGUGUUCUUAGUGUAUCGCUUGCGAUUUACAUAGUCUAUGGAUGAUUUUGAUGUUUGGAGUAGUUUGUGGUCAAUUUCGCAUGUAUGAACUUUAUUUCUAAUUGUGAACUUAGAAACAUGCUCACACUUAGGGAACGAAAUUGUUUUUUGCUACUAGCUUGUCGUGUUCGGAAUUUCACAAUGUAAUUGCUUGUAUGUUUUUCGUAAUUUUUGCAAUAUGUAGUAUGUCAGGUGAUACCUCUUCGUCCUCUACUGAGGGGGAGGCUUCAGAUUGCAUGAUGCAGCCACGAGUGGUCUCUUCUCGUCCGAUGAGAUGGGAGUCUACUUAUCGGGCUGUUCGGGCAUCUCAGAGGGCAAGGAAUGACUCUUCGUCUCCUCCAUUGGAGUCUAGAGGGGGCCUUCACCCCGAGGAUGAGCCACCUUGGUUGGGCCCAAUUGAGUAUUACGGGAUCGACCUUCACCAUGACUUGGGGCAUCACGUGGUGUCCCGGUUUCGUGCCGGUAGGGCUGAGCUGGAUACGUCUUGUCGACCUUAUGGGUGGGUCUGUCUUUGUGGAGCAUUUGGAGAAGCUGGACGGAUAAACUCGCGGGUUGGUGGAGGGAUGCCCCUUCUCUCCGAACGUGUGCUUUUUCGGGAGGUGGUGGGCUCUAACGCGUCUAGGCGGUUCUUGCGCUUGUUUCUGGAAUGGUGGUGGGAUACCACCAAAACUUUUCACUUUCCUUGGGGGGAGAUCACUAUUACCCCUGAGGACUACACUGCCCUUACGGGUCUGUCCUUCACGGGCACCUCGAUUCACAACAUCAGAGAUGCAUAUAUACCGUCGCAGAAAACGGUUAGAGAGUGUAUCGGGGAGGAGUUGGCCGUGGAGGUGGCCAAGUAUGGAGGGAAGGGGAUGCCUUACUCCUUGAUGGUGGAUGUUUUGGCGAAGGUCCGCCCUUCGGGUGCCUCUGCUAGGGCUAUGCUCGUAUCUUUACCUACUAUUCUUGAGUUCGACAAUUUUGUCGAACCGUUCCGAGCAGGUGGAUCCUUGGCUGAUUCCAUUGGUGGGGGAGCUAUUCGAGAUGGGUUCGUUUUUCUGGGGCGAGGCAGCCAAUGCGAACCUGAUUAGCCAUAUGAGUGAGGCUGUACGAGUUCUGGACGGUCCGGAUAGGCCCAUGUCCAUAUCCUUGUGUGUCGUUCCGCGACUUAUUGGGGUGUGUGCCUUAUCGUUUAGGAAUGCUAAACGGGCAGAGUACUUAAACUAACUUGUUCUCAUUGUUUAAUGUUUUCUGUACCUAUGGGCUUUUGAGAGGUUGCCCUGUUUUCCCCUCGGUUCGGCAGAAUGGACAGGGGUACCCUGUGGCUAACUGUUGGGGCACUGCUGGGAAGCUGAAGAGAAGUCCUCCUAUGAAGAGGUUCAGGGAUAUGAUCGCGGCUGGGCAACCUAACUUAGUGAACUGGUCCUGCUGGGCCGGGUUAGAGAAGACAGAGGUGUUGGUGUAGGCUAGGUGUCAGUCUCGGUGCAAGAUUCUGUAUCAGGGUCCUAGGGGCCCUGCAUGGU